GGUGGGGCCUAGUCUAUGGUCCAAGCUCCGGGCCUCCGCGGCCAUCGUUUUCUGCGCGGUCGGUUCCCCUCGCGGGCUCCACGCCCUCCCGGGCCGAGUGGAGCUGGGUGGCGUCGACAGCCUCGCCCCGAGGGGCACCGCGGCUGCAGGGGCUGGCCUUCCAGCGCAACGCAAUGUCAGGCGUCGCCUCAGCUCUGUGAGUCCGAGGCCGCGGCCGUGGCGCGGGGCGGCGGCGGGUCCGGGCCUGAUCCGCUCAUGGUGCCGCCACGACACCAUCGCGGGGCAGGAAGGCCAGGUGUGCUGAGUGCUUCACCUCCUUUUAGACUCAGAUCUGCCAAGUUUUUAGGCAUCGCUCUUGAAGAUCUCAGAAAGGCCUUUAAUAUAAGACUGCAGAUGGUGUGUGUAUUUAUCAUGAACCGAAUGAAUUCCCAGAGCAGUGGUUUUGCUCAGCGCAGACGAAUGAUUCUUGGAAUUGUUAUUCUCCUACUUGUUGAUGUGAUAUGGGUCGCAUCCUCAGAACUUACUUCGUAUGUUUUUACUCAGUACAACAAACCAUUCUUCAGCACCUUUGCAAAAACAUCUAUGUUUGUUCUAUACCUUUUGGGCUUUAUUAUUUGGAAACCAUGGAGACAACAGUGUACAAGAGGAUUUCGAGGAAAGCAUGCUGCUUUUUUUGCAGAUGCUGAAGGUUACUUUGCUGCUUGCACAACAGAUACAACUAUGAAUAGUUCUUUGAGUGAACCUCUAUAUGUUCCUGUUAAAUUUAAUGAUCUUCCAAGUGAAAAACCUGAGAACACAAACAUACAUACUGAAAAAACUCCCAAAAAGUCCCGUGUAAGGUUCAGUAACAUCAUGGAGAUUCGACAGCUUCCAUCAAGCCAUGCGUUGGAAGCUAAGUUGUCUCGCAUGUCAUAUCCUACUGUGAAAGAACAAGAAUCUUUGCUCAAAACUGUGGGGAAACUUACUGCAACUCAAGUAGCAAAAAUUAGCUUUUUUUUUUGCUUUGUGUGGUUUUUGGCAAAUUUGUCCUAUCAAGAAGCACUUUCAGACACACAAGUUGCUAUAGUUAAUAUUUUGUCCUCAACUUCUGGACUUUUUACCUUAAUCCUUGCUGCAGUGUUUCCAAGUAACAGUGGAGAUAGAUUUACUCUCUCUAAACUGUUAGCAGUAAUUUUAAGCAUUGGAGGUAUUGUGCUGGUAAACCUGUCAGGGUCUGAAGAGUCUGCUGGAAGAGAUACAAUAGGUUCCAUUUGGUCUCUUGUUGGAGCCAUGCUCUAUGCUGUCUAUAUUGUUAUGAUUAAGAGAAAAGUAGACAGAGAAGAUAAGUUGGAUAUUCCAAUGUUCUUUGGUUUUGUAGGUCUGUUUAAUCUGCUGCUCUUGUGGCCAGGUUUCUUUUUACUUCAUUAUACUGGAUUUGAGGACUUUGAGUUUCCCAAUAAAGUAGUAUUAAUGUGCAUUAUUAUUAAUGGCCUUAUUGGAACGGUUCUCUCAGAGUUCCUGUGGUUGUGGGGCUGCUUCCUUACCUCAUCGUUGAUAGGCACACUUGCACUAAGUCUUACAAUACCUCUGUCCAUAAUAGCUGACAUGUGUAUGCAAAAGGUGCAGUUUUCUUGGUUAUUUUUUGCAGGCGCUAUUCCUGUAUUUUUUUCGUUUUUUAUUGCAACUCUCCUGUGCCAUUAUAAUAAUUGGGAUCCUGUGAUGGUGGGAAUCAGAAGAAUUUUUGCCUUUAUAUGCAGAAAACAUCGAAUUCAGAGGGUUCCAGAAGACAGUGAGCAAUGUGAGAGUCUCAUUCCUAUGCAUGGUGUUUCUCAGGAAGAUGGAGCUAAUUAGCUGUUGUUUGUAGUCCAGCUUGAUGGUGGAACAUUAUAGAGCGAAGAGACAAUCUCUGGCAAGUUUUUAUAGAAAAAUGUUUCAGUGCCUCGUCUGAAAAAAAACAGUUUCAGUUCUUUGAAACUUUAAAAUAUAUUUUCCUCCUAUCUGUUUUCUUCAUUUUCAUAAUGAAGUACUUUGUUAUGUAGCUGUGUACAUAAUCACUAGAGUUAAAGGAAUUUCCAGUCUACAGUCUAUGUAAAGGACCAACCUGCCUUACACAUCUCAAGGAAUUCAGCUGAUGAAAUAAUUUGAACUAAUCAAGGAAUAAAAACCUAAUGUUCUGGAGAUUUUAUUUUCACAUAUUAUUUGUUAAAUGCUGGACUAUAUUAUGAAAAUGUUUUCAAGAAAUCAUUUAAGUAUAUAAAUCAGUGUUUCUUACAUGUAAAAUGCUAAAAUAAGCUGCCUAUAAUAGGUAUGGAUUAUAUUUUUGAGUUUUAUUGAAUAUUGCAAAUAACAUAGAACAGAUGUUUAAUUUAUGCACCAACUAUGUUCAUGCAAAUUUAGUGGGACUUUAAAAAGAUUUAUUUGGGAAAAUAUCUGGUUCACUUACACUACAUAUACUGUGUUAUCCUUUCAUAGCAUUAGGUGCCUUGUAUUUUAAAUCUGUGACAAACUAUGAUAAAUUUUUAAAGGGGAAGUAUUGUAAAAUGAAGAAUUAUGUAUUUCUAAAGGCUGUAUUGCUGUAAAUUUAAUUGAUAAAGCUCUGCUUAAUUAGAGUUUUGAAGAAAUACUCUCUCUUCAAUUAAGACGUUUUCAUAAUGGAAUGAUUUAAAUUGAAGUGACAAAGAGUAUUAUUAAAAUAAAAUGUUUAUAUAUAUGUA
Manis pentadactyla (Chinese pangolin) is the source of this 2693-nucleotide messenger RNA. It is a transcript of the gene SLC35F5, whose product is annotated as solute carrier family 35 member F5. Gene Ontology annotation, cellular component: membrane. Bases 16 to 1830 code for a protein of 604 amino acids. Gene Ontology annotation, biological process: regulation of peptide transport. The record is from RefSeq and is a predicted model, not a curated record. The transcript is spliced from 16 exons. NCBI's taxonomy places the organism in Eukaryota, Metazoa, Chordata, Mammalia, Pholidota, Manidae.